This is a messenger RNA of Egretta garzetta (little egret), 2496 nucleotides long. RefSeq names its product sialic acid binding Ig like lectin 15 (gene SIGLEC15). The transcript has 6 exons. The record is from RefSeq and is a predicted model, not a curated record. NCBI's taxonomy places the organism in Eukaryota, Metazoa, Chordata, Aves, Pelecaniformes, Ardeidae. Gene Ontology annotation, biological process: regulation of actin cytoskeleton organization; regulation of osteoclast development; regulation of bone resorption. The coding region runs from base 386 to 1387 and encodes 333 amino acids. Gene Ontology annotation, cellular component: plasma membrane.
AGUUGGUAGCACUUGAGAGCCGUCCCCUCCUCACAGAAUGUUUUGGGUUGGAAAGGACCCCUAGAGGUCAUCUAGUCCAACCUUCUUGCACCAUAAUACAUAUGGAGGGAGUGUUUGCAGCCCCAGUCUGCAGUCCCCUUCCUUUAGAUGGAAAAUGGUAAUAUCCUGAUUCCCCUUGUUGGAUUUUUCACAUGACUGACCACAAAACUAUUAAUAUCUGGAUCCAGAGCUGGUUCAGCCAGACAACUCAUUCCUUCCAAGAAGAAGAAAACCACAACUUCUUCUAUCCCUGGAAAAACCUUUUGUGACUGCAAGACCAGCAGCUCAGAUGUAGCAGAAGCAGUUCUGGUUUACUAAAACACCUCAGCGGAGAACGUCAACCAGCAUGAGAGAGUUUGGUUUGUUUCUUCUGUGCCUCCUUCACAUCUCCAGGAAGGGUGUGCAGUCCAAUGGCUGGUCCGUUCAUGUCCCAUCUGAUGUUACUGGUGAACUUGGGAAGAUGGUUGUCCUGCCCUGCACUUUCACACACCCCUACAAAACAUUUGACCGGACCCUCACUGCCAUUUGGAGGAUCAAGGAACCCUACAAUGGCACAAUAGUUUUCAAGUGCAUUAGUCAGAGCACCAGUGAGCUCUGCAAGACCGCCAUCAGCCUCAAAAACAAAUACAAACUGCUUGGCAACCCCCGCCACAAGGACCUUUCCAUCAGGAUUGACAAUCUGACCUGGAGCGACAGUGAGAGGUACUUCUGCCGGGUGGAGCUGUCCGGAGAUAUCCACGACAAGUACUUUUUUUUAUUUGAUUGUUUCCACAAUGCCUUUAGGAGCCAAAUGUAUGAAAUGGGUCAACAGGUCCAGCAGAAGACCAAUGGUUCCCCCCCCCACGUUGUGAUUUCUGCAGCUGCCCCCAGGAUCAUUAACAUCACCGUCACCUCCAAUGGGGAUCGCACCUUCCAGGCACGCUGCACCGCUGAGGGGGAGCCAGCGCCCACUCUGACCUGGACCGGACCACCCCACAGCAACCUCACCUCCACCACCAGCAUGAACCACCGCGUCACCAAGGAGCUCCAGUACCUGGCCCACGAUGGAAAAUACACCUGUACGGCUGUCAACAGCCAUGGGAGAGCAGAGGGAGCGGUGUACUUCUAUAAAUUCAAAGCAUCCAACAGUGCCUUCUUCCUGAUCCUGAUCUUCGUGCCACUGGGAAUUAAAGUGCUCAUUUUGCUGGUGAUACUGGGCUUCACCGUUUUCUCGAGAGGAGGUCCCUCCUCUGCCCCAUCCAGCCUGGCCCGGCCACAGCUGCAAGACUCCACCUAUGAGAACUUUGACCGCAGACAGGGCUGCAGCCAGGCUUUGCCGACAGAACGAACAGCAUCGAGACGCAGCUGAGGACCUGGGCGGUCUCACCCGCGCUCACGGCUGGGAUUCCCAUCUGCUCCGUACAAGGCUGCCUCUUCCCAGUGAAUGCAAGGCUGACGUUGACUGAUGCACAGAAGGUCAAACAGGCCUUCUGAGUGUGUGUUUUCCACCCCUGUUGCUGCUUACGAGAAGCCUUUAAAGGGAAGAGAGAAGAAAGAAGAGAGAAAACAAAGAGGGGUGGAGCUGGAAGAGCAGAAGAGGAUCUACAUAGGAUGUCAGUUCUAACCAACAUGUGUGUUUUUAACCCAUAUCGGAUAGUGUUUAGCAAGCAGGUAACAGCCUACCACUUUCUCACAUCUUUCUGCUUUGUCAUUUUUCAAACAUUACUUCAAAAAGCAAUUUUUGCCACUUCCCUUGUCAAACCCCAUGCAGCUUCCUACAGCCAGCAAGGGAAGCAUUUUCAUGUUUCAAAUACCAGCUGUGAAAAAAUGCUACUGAAUUUCAGCGGGGAGGGGUGUGUGUGUCGUAUUUUAUUAUUAUCAUUAUUAUUGUUAUUAUUGUUAUUUCUUAACUUCUAGAAGAGUUUAUUUAAGAAUUUAAAGGGCAACUUAAGUUUCAAGAGGGAGUCCAAGCAAAAAGGAAAAGAGGUUUUCUGAAAGCUGUUCUAGCUGAAAGCAAGGCAUUCAAAGUGUGGUCUGUACUAUAACUCUGCUGCAGCUCCUAGUGUUCAUGUGCACAGACAAGCAGAAUCUCAGAGCUUUGUGAUAAAUAUGCUGUGACAAUGUUCCAAUAAACCCAAUUGGCUUUUUUUUAAAAAAAAAAAGAAAAGAAAAUUAUUACUAAACAAUCUCUAUCUCUCUGUUACGUGAAAAAGUUCCUUUAAGGCCUGAUUGCUCAUCUCAAAUUCUCCUGAGAUGAAGUCACUACUGCAAAGUUGCUGGCCACCCACAGACGAGUCUCUAACCCCACUGUGAACACACUCCAAGACGAGGUGAAGAGUGGCACAGGAUGACCCAAGCCAACCCAGAGUCUUGGUCAGGCAGGCAAAGGUCCAGGAGAGGGCUGCUGAAGAGCAAUGGGUUGGCAUACGGGAGGAGGAGGAGAUAGAAUGAAAAGACAAAGGAAAAAAAAAAAAAAAA